AUGGCUCGAACAUCUGCGCGGUCGGUGUCGCGAGACCUCCCAUCUUCACCACCAACCAAACCCGCAAGUCCAGUUCGAAGAACCACGCGAUCCACUCGUAGCCAAAGUAUAGAUUUGGAUGCUCGUAGACCUCGCCAAGAAAGUGUUGAGAAUACGGGUGUUGGAAAUGAGCAACAAAAUUCUAGGGGUGGUCGCAGAACUGCUCGCAAAGAAGCACCCAGUCGCAGAGAAUUGUCUAUAGUUGCAGAAGAUAGAGAAGCAUUAUCUGAGGAAGAAGAUGCCGAACAAGCCAAGGUGAACGAGGAUCCUGAAGCUGGUGAACAAGCCGAUGAUGAGGAAGAUCCUGAAGCUGGUAAACAGGCCGAUGAGGAGGAGGAGGAGGAGGAGGAGGAUCCUGAAGCCACCAAGGUGGCAGACCAAGAGGAGGAAGAUCUUGACACAACCAAGGUCGCAAGUGGUCAGGAAUACGAUUCAGGGAACGAAGACCGCAGCGACUUCUCAGACGAUACGCGUACAACAUCACACACAAAACGGGUAAUGCAAAUCAUCAAUUCCAGAUCGGCUAUUGAGACUCUUCCGGACCUUUACAAUACGGCUCAAAACAUUAUCAGCAAAUCUACUAAAAAAGAUAUUCGCCAAAAGGAAAUGGCUCGUCAUCUUAAAGCUUUGGAAACACUUUCUAAUGGACUUGAGGUUUACAAAGAGCCAUAUGGAAGAGAACAGUUUAUUGAAGUUGACAUCGUUUUAGAAAAGGUCUCUGGGUCAUUAAAUGCUACAAGUUUUGGCUCAGGUGGUCUCGGUGAUUGGGCCACCCCUUUUGCUGCAAUUCUUCAAUCAGCGAAUCUUGCAACUCUUCUAGGCCAAGUUAUUCAACUACGUGAGGAUAAUGAAGUUUCACAAGAAGAGUUAAUGUUAUUUCUGCAAUCUUUAGAGAAAAUGUUUCCUCGCCCAUUUGUGUCUAAGUUUGCCGCGCCUACAGAUCUCGGAUCAGAAAGUAGUAGAUUGAUCAACGAAACUCACGCUAUCAUGUUAGAAAUACGAACUCAGCUUUUUGAACUUGCUGCCCGUCAGUUAGAACCUGGUCCGAAUUACAAUCCUAAUGAACUCCUGACUUCUUGCUUUGAGGGUGGUUUUAAGAAAAACGACAUCAAAACUGGCGAGAGGGUGGACAUCAUCCGCAGUAUGUUCUUGCCUCCAGGCCAAGCAAAGAAUUCGGGUAGAUAUGUCGACUUUGAUCGUCUGAAUAAAUCAUUUCCAAGAUCUGAAUUCUACAAUGACCUUGUCGAUUAUGGCGAAAAGCGCUGGGAUGAGCUGGAGAUGAUCGUUGAAAACCGAGGUGGUAUUAAGAAUGUGAUGGUGCCAUUUGACGAAGUCGUUAAAGAUAUUCAAUCAGAUGCAGAAGAAGAAAUCGUGAAAAGUGGUCAACUCGACUCCGAACCCGAGAUUCGUGCAGACUACGAGCCGGAAGUAUUAGAACGUGACGAUAGUACAGUCUCGGAUAGGGGCCCCCAGGCGUCUGCACCAAAAACAAGAAAAGACUUUCAUGACAACCCAAGUGCUAUAACGAAACUUGUCGGUCUCAGAAAGAUGGCGGGAAGUCGGAAAAGUGGUGGUAUAGAAGUCAGUUCUAACAUUCCAGCUUCGUCACAACUAGAACAGCAGGAAGAGGAUUCCAGAAUUACACAAUAUUUCAAGAAAUACAGCGAUUCCCAGAAUAAAGAAAAUAAAAGUCCUGAACAACCCCUGGGAUCUCGAGGUCGUCCAUUGAUAACGGCUACUACAAAGCGUAGUGGGAUGUAUAGGAAACACCCGAAUGCCCAAAAAGUGGGUUGGAACGAGGACAGCCAAGGGUUUCCCAUAGAUUCUCAGGCGGAUGAUCCGGGACCAUCUCAGCCAAGAAUUAACAAGCGCAAAGGCCCUCCUCCAGUCCUUCAAGCAGAUGAUGAAGUACCUCAACUAUCCCAACCAAAAAACAACAAGCGCAAAGCCGGCGAUGCAAAUAUUUCGUCGGAUGAUAAAGACCAUAACUCGGAUGACGACUUUGAAACCGACAAAAGAAAAACGAAACCCGGGCGUAGAAUUGUUGCACCUAAACCUUCAGCCCGGCCCAGCAAACGAGCACGUACCGAGGAAGGUGAAACUUCUCGAGCACAAGAUUUGCCUAGUAGAAAAGCUUCUAGAGAAGCCUCCGCAUCACCCGAAGUUCAGUCAGAUGACGACAAUCCUAGCGAAGAUCAGGGCUUUGAAGCCGAUCAAAACGUACCUAAACCCAAGCCCCAACGUAGCAAACGAGCGCGUACCGAAGUUGAUGGAAGCUCUCGAGCACUGAUGCCACCUCGUAAACACAGAUCUCCAUCACCAAUCUUAGCCCCUGAGAAUGAUGAUGACGAACAAAAUCAAGAAGACCUAGAACAAGAAACCCAACGCAGGGAAGAGCUAUCUCGAUCAGCUCAAGUUCCAGACGAUGAUGAAGGCAGUGUGCAAUUACCUCCGGAUGAUCCUCCAGGCACUGUCGCACAUUCAUUUACCCAAGCCAGCGCUCAUUCAAAUGUAAGAGCACAAGCGAUUAAGAAUGGUUAUAGUGUAUCACAAACUCGUACGCCUUGGUCUGAUGAAGAUACACAACUUCUUAUUGACUACAUUGGUGAUCUCGGUCCGUGGUGGUCAGAGAUUGAAAAACGUGGUGAAUUUGAACGUGAUAAUAUUACUCAGGUCGGUUUGAAGGAUAAGGCGAGAAAUAUCAAGGUCGAUAUGUUACUAGCUGGCCAAACACUCCCACGAAAUUUUACAGGGGUCAAACUCAAUGCAAAUUUAAUUAAGAGGGUGAAGAGAACUUGGCCUGAUUAUGAUCCUUAUACCGACACGGGGUAUGGAACAUUCUGA
This is a messenger RNA of Botrytis fragariae, 2883 nucleotides long. Its product is annotated as putative myb-like dna-binding protein. Bases 1 to 2883 code for a protein of 960 amino acids. The transcript is spliced from 4 exons. The record is from RefSeq and is a predicted model, not a curated record. Lineage: Eukaryota; Fungi; Ascomycota; Leotiomycetes; Helotiales; Sclerotiniaceae.